Messenger RNA from Heterotrigona itama, 9588 nucleotides. NCBI's taxonomy places the organism in Eukaryota, Metazoa, Arthropoda, Insecta, Hymenoptera, Apidae. The record is from the annotation of a GenBank genome assembly.
AUGGGUACGUAAAUUAGAAUGUGAAAGUUGUGUGUUAAGCUCGGGUGUCGGAGGUAUCCCGGGACGUCCUCUCUAGUUUAGUUUGCGCCCAAGUAGUAUGUGUGAGAAUUGUGGAAUGUUGGUGUGCCUGUUUUGCCAUUUUUUAAAUAGGGCGACUGGUUAGGAUAGGUAGCAUACUUUCUGGUGUGAAUGUAUUUAUAAGUAGGUAGGACCUUUUCUAAUUUGAAAAAUCGACAGUGAAAUUGAUACAAAUAGAGCAUGCCACUUGUUUCUGGUUUUACUCUUCGAUUUUUCGAAUUUAGCAUCAUGGUCGCGGUCGUGGAUAGGUCGCGAGUAGGUCACCAAACGAACGUUUAUGUAGGUAUGUACUCGAGCACGCACAUGCAAACGGACAACGAUCACUAUGAUCGAUGGUCGUCCAUAAAGACUCGAGCUAGAUGUAAGUUUCAGCGGGCAUUAAGCUCGAAGAAAGAAGAGGCUAAAAAGUCGAAGAGGCCCGGCAAACUGCCACGAAGAGGGUCGCAACAAAUGGCUUCUCAUCCUCUGGAUCAUUUAAAUGUUUCCAGAGCAUGGAACGUCAUUCUUGUUACUACUUUGUCACUAUGCUCUUUUAAUAAUGUCAGAUGAUGAUGUUGCACUUGACUCAAUGGAUACAGAAGAAGAUAUUUUUUCUCCAAGGAACCGUAAUUUGGGCUCUACUCCCAGAAGAGUUAAAAAUCUACGUACUUUACGAUCGCAUUCAAAUUCUGCUUCACAUAUAUCUAUGAAUAACUUAAGUGUGCGCCGUAGCACACGUCAUAGAAUGCAAACAUAUGAUAAUCUUAAUACUAGUUGGAUUUUAGGUACACAAACAUUGAAAGGUUAUCCUAUGUUUCAACAACAUGGUUCUUCAUCUGAUAAAGAAAUGGUAGAUGAAGUUUCUGAAAGAAAACGUGAUCUUAGGGAACGUAUGCCUCUUAGAUCACGUGAAAAUCAUCCUCCAAAUAAAAAUUCAUCAAGGCAUAUUAGAGAAAGAACAGAACAUGACAGACAAAGUAGUAGAGAACUUAGAGGAAGAGGUGAUCGUGAUCUUAGGGAAAAAACAGAGCAAGACAAAGAUAUUAGAGAUCUCAAAGAUAGACAGGAAAGGGAAAGAACAGAUAGGGAACAUAAAGAUAAGAUGGAAACCAGAAGUAAAUCUAAUGAAGAAAAAGACUUAAGAACAAGAAAGUCUGAUAGUCCAAGUAGGCUUAGAGAAGGACCUGCUACAAGACUCGGUGGAAAUUUAAGUGAGAAAGAUGUGAAGCCUAAAGUAGAACGUGACGAAGCUGAUGAAGAUAGCUCACAAGAAAGUGAGAAAGCAGAAAAUAAUGACAACUCUGAAAAUGAAGAUUGGUAGAUAGUGAUUUAAGUGAAUCUUCCGAUUCCCCUGGUCCUAGGAAGUAUAGUUUACGUCAGAAAAAACCGGCUGUAGAUAGGUUUCAGGCUAAUGUAGAACCAGUUCGACGAUCUAUAAAAGCACUUAGAAGCGUUCUUAGUAAUUCUAUGAGAAGGCGUAAACACAGGAGCAAAAGUACAAGCUCUAGUGAUUCCAGUGAUUCAGAACCUCAACGUUAUGACAAAAAGAAAAGUAAAAAAGCAAGGCAAUCAGCAAUACCUCAAGGUGGACCACCUGAUCGUAAAGCAGAUAUAAAUCCAAUUACUUUAGAUAUUAAUAUUAGAUUCAGUGAUGUUGGAGGUUUAGAGUCACAUAUUCACUGCCUUAAAGAAAUGGUUGUUUUUCCUAUGAUGUAUCCAGAUGUUUUUGAACGUUUUCAUAUUACCCCACCAAAAGGAGUAUUAUUUCAUGGUCCACCAGGAACUGGUAAGACAUUGAUAGCUAGAGCAUUGGCAAAUGAAUGUAGUCAAGGCAGUAGAAAAAUGUCAUUCUUUAUGAGAAAGGGUGCAGAUUGUCUAUCUAAAUGGGUUGGAGAAUCUGAACGCCAGUUGCGAUUAUUGUUUGAGCAGGCUCAACAAAUGAAACCGUCCAUAAUAUUUUUUGAUGAAAUAGAUGGCCUUGCACCUGUUCGAAGUACGAAGCAGGAUCAAAUCCAUGCUAGUAUUGUAUCUACCCUUCUGGCGCUUAUGGAUGGCCUCAGUGAUAGGGGAGAGGUGAUAGUUAUCGGAGCAACUAAUAGAAUAGAUGCUAUUGAUCCAGCAUUGCGUAGACCAGGUCGUUUUGAUCGGGAAUUAUUUUUUCCCUUGCCUGCCAUGAAAGAAAGGCUGGAAAUAUUAAAAAUUCAUGUUAGCAAAUGGAAAAAUUCUCCAUCUGAUCAAUUAUUAGAAAUAUUAGCUGAAAAAGCAACGGGUUAUUGCGGCUCAGAUUUAAGAGCUUUAUGCACCGAAGCAGUUUUGCAAGGAUUACGAAGAACUUACCCACAAAUAUAUAUGACAAAUAAUAGAUUACUUUUAGAUCCUGAACGAAUUGAAGUGAAAAAACAAGAUUUCUUACAAGCCAGUUCUAUUCUCGUACCGUCGUCACAAAGAGUGUCACCUUGUGCUCGAAGAAAACUACAACUUUUCAUGGAACCUUUAUUAGGACCUCUGCUGGAGGAGUUACUUAAUUCAAUAAAAGGAAUAUUUCCACAGGGAGUUAAUUCUGCUAUGGCAAAAGUGAAAAUUACCAAAGGAAUACAUCGUCCAAGACUAUUAAUUUCUGGAGGAAAUUUGUCUGAAGGUCAAGGACCACAUCUAGCACAAGCAUUAUUAUACCAUAUGGAACAUCUACCGGUACAGACAUUAGAUGUUAGUACUCUUUUCGCAGAGAGUGGACGAUCUCCAGAAGAAACAUGUGUACAGGUUGGUGUAAUAAUAAUAAAAGAAAACGUAUUUAACGAAGCUGCCAGAAAUGUACCGUCCAUAAUUUAUAUUCGGUCGAUUGAUCAAUGGUGGCCACUUGUACCUGAAACUGUGAAAGCGGUCUUUUUGUGUCGUAUCGCUGCACUUGAUCCAUCAUUGCCCAUUUUAAUUUUAGCUACAAGUGAUAGAACAUAUCAGGAUCUUCCUACUCAACUCCGAAGUCUGUUUAGUGAACUUCGCAGUGAAGUUUAUUCUAUGAAAACACCAACAGCAGAACAAAGAUCUAAAUUCUUCCGACCUAUUUUUAUGGUUCAGAGUUUAAAACCACCAAAAAUAAAAGAUGAUAAAGUAGAAGUUUUAGAGGAGCUUCCUAUAGCACCCGACCCUUUACCAAAGAAAUUAACGGAAGAAGAAAAGAAAAUAAUGUAUGAGAAGGAAGAAGUUUCAUUAAGAGAAUUAAGAAUUUUCUUAAGAGAAAUUUGUGCAAAACUGGCAAGAAAUAGACAAUUUUUCAUGUUUACAAAACCAGUAGAUACGGAAGAAGUACCAGAUUAUAAUAUGAUAAUAAAACAGCCUAUGGAUCUAGAAACCAUGAUGACAAAGAUUGAUAUGCAUUGUUAUCUUUGUGCUCGAGAUUUUCUUGAUGAUAUUGAUCUUAUUUGUAAAAAUGCUUUGGAGUACAAUCCUGAUAGAGAUCCAGCAGACAAAUUGAUAAGGCACCGCGCAUGUUCUCUUCGAGAUAAUGCGUAUGCAUUAAUAAAAGCAGAAUUGGAUUCCGAUUUUGAGGAUAAAUGUCGUGAAAUUUCAAAGAAUCGUAAAAUUAUUGAAAGUGCCCCUAACAACGAAGUGGAAAAUAAAAAUCAAUCAAAAGCGGAACAACCUACAUCCACAAUCGAACGAACAGAUAAAAAAGACACUGCGAGUCCUAGUCAUUCCCUUAUUGUAAAUGGAAGAAGAUAUAAUAGUUCCAGGAAACGUAAAAUACCUGCUUGGGCAAGAGGAUAUGUAAAGAAAGUUCAUAAAAGGAAAAAAAUUGCUUUUGAUGAAAAUGUAACCGUAUCUGAUAACAAAGUUUGUCUAACCAAUGAAACAACAAGCAUAGACUUAGAAAAGUUUCAGGAAUUUGAAACUGAAGCAAAUAGUGUUUUGAAUGGUCAUGUUUCUUUAUUUGAUAAUUCUGAUUCUGAAAACGAUUCGCAAAACGAAAGUUCAAAAGACAUACAAGGAAUUCAAAGCAAUAAUGUCACUGAUCAACACAUCGAUGAAAUUGAAAAUGUCGAGAUAUGUUUUACAGAAGAAGAAAAGAAUGCAGAAAAUAGCGCGUCUAAUUCAUCAUCUAGACGGGAAAGUGUAGAUGAAUUAUCGUUUGCUAUUGAGAAUGAUUCUAGUCCAGCCAGAUCUGAAGAAAAUGAAAAACUUGUGAUAGAUAAAAGUGAAUUGGAGAAUGCAUGGCAAACUACCGUUGAAAUUACAAAGGAUUUUCCUGUUGAAGUACUACGCGACAUUUAUGUGCAACUGAGUCGAUGUGUAGGAAGAUAUGCUCAGAGUUACGAUAGAAAAUCACUGCCAAAGAAUGUCCUGCGUGAAGGAUUUCUCUUGCAUCGGAGGACUGGAGAAACAGAUCCGCGUUGUGAAGGAGACGGUUCUGUUCCCGCUCAUGUACGGUGACAUUUACGCGAAGUUCAACCUGAAACCGCCGAGGGGUUUGCUCUUUUACGGGCCUCCUGGAACAGGAAAAACAUUGGUAGCCAGUGCUUUAGCUGUUGAGUGUAGUAACUCCGAACGGAAGGUUUCCUUCAUAUCACGCAAAGGUUCUGACUGUCUUAGCAAAUGGGUCGGCGAAAGCGAGAAGAAACUUCAGAAGAUUUUUUCACUGGCGCAACAAUCGAAGCCUUGCAUAAUUUUCUUCGACGAAGUUGACGGUUUAGCACCAAUCAGAUCUAGCCGUCAAGACUUUGUGCACGCCAGCAUUGUCUCCACUCUCUUGGCCUUGAUGGACGGCUUAGAGAACAAUUCAGAGAUCAUAGUAAUUGGAGCAACGAAUAGAAUCGAUGCUAUAGAUCCAGCUCUAAGAAGACCAGGUCGAUUCGACAGAGAGUUAUACUUCCCGUUGCCAUGUUAUGCUGCGAGAAAAGAAAUACUCUCAGUACGCGUUCAUAUAAAAAGUUGGAAACAGAAACCACCGCAGAAAUUUUUGGCGUAUCUUGCAUCGAAAACAGUCGGAUUUUGCGGGAGUGAUUUGCAAGCUCUUUGCGCCGAGGCGGUAAUGUGCUGCGUUCGAAGAAACUAUCCGGAAAUAUACACGUCCAAGGCGAAAUAUCAAAUUAACGAACGCCAUCUUAAAGUAAUGAGAACAGUCGAGAAACAAGAUUUUCUAAGGGCACAACAAAAUAUUUUACCAGCAUCGCAUCGUGUUUCAGUCGCACCAGUGAAGUCUCUAUCAUAUAAAAUUCAGCCAUUGCUUCAAGAUAAUUUAUCACGCAUUCUAUCACAGCUCGAGAUUCUUUGUCCACCAGGAAUCACUGGUAGAGCUAUAUCGAGGUCAAACAACUGUCCCAGGAUUUUAUUGUACGGCGACGAUGACUCCCAUACUCGUCAUCUGGGACCAGCAUUACUCCACACCCUGGAACAUUUACCUUGCCAUGUGUUGGACGUUACAACUUUGUUCGAGGAAACAGGAAGGGCUGCAGAAGAAGCUCUCAUUCAAAAAAUGAAAAUGGCUCGACGAAGUUUACCAUCGUUGCUCUACAUUCCUGACAUCUUAGCAUGGUGGGAUCUGGUAGAUGAAGCGGCACGCGUCGUUUUUAUUUCCUUGAUGCAUGGCUUAGAUCGAUCGGUGCAUAUGUUAAUUUUGAUUACGGCCAAUUGCCCGGAAGAAGAUUUACCAGCAGAUAUUGCGUCAUUGUUCGACAAACACCGAGGCGAAAUGUUCGAAGUCAUGUCUCCCGACGCGCAGCAGCGGGAAUCAUUUUUUAAACAAUUAUUCGUUCACUCGACGUGUGAUCUCGAAUCUAAUUGUUCUUCACAAGCGAAAUUCGAACAAAUUAUGAAUUCGAAGAAGACGAAAGAAGUAGGUAGGAAACGAAAACAAACAGGACGUGCCGAUACCACGGAAAAUUGUCAAAUUCAAAUUAACGUCAAAAGAAAAAGCAGCGCGUCAGGCGAAGGACCACCGUCGAAACGUACAAGAAAUUCACCGCUUAAUUUGGCGUCGAGCAACGAGAAACUGAACGAUUUUGAAAUAGAGGAGCUGCUUCGUAAGAUCGUUGAGGUGACAGAAACAUGGCCGUGCUAUGACCUCGAGAAUGAAGAAUCGAAUUCGAGACUAAAUUUCAAUAAUGCCAUGCUGAUUGACGAGAUUUCAUCAGACUUCAGUGAUGAAAAUUUUUACGACACAAUGAACGGAGACACGUCAAUUGCAAUGAAACAAAAUGAAAAUGAAAAUAUUUCAAAUACGUCUGAACACUAUGACAGUACAAGUUUUUUUUCUUUACCCAAUACGAAAUCUCAUGCGAAUUGUAAAACUAAGAAUCCUAUUAAUGUAAAUAAUUCACAACAUCAACGAGACGUAGAUGCCGAAGAAAAAGAUAAUACAACACAUACACAUGUUUCGGUAAAAGCACAAUUAAGACAGAUGCUUGAUGAAGUUUUAGGAAAACCUGAUUCUGCAAAGCAGACAAACGAAACUGAUUCUACCAGAAACUUAAACAAUGAGUUCUCAUCAAGUAAUAGCAACUUAACAGAUAGAUCGGACAGUACAUUUGAAACAAAUAAUAACUCGAUGUGUCAAACGGAAAAAUUUCAUAAUAUCAUUAGAACUUCAACUGAGGAUGCAAAUGACCCGAGCAAAAUUAACGCUUCAUCUUCGCGUACAUACAGAUUGAAUUCUGAGAGAUUAAUUACAGUACUGGAGAAUUCCAAUGAAAGUAGCAGUGAUUCACAGCAAACUGAAUCCAACAAUUGGUCUGGGAAAUAUAUAGGCAAAUUAAAGAACUUCUUUUCUUGGAAACUGAACAACAAAUGCAUGAACAAAAAGAUAUUUACUACUAGUGAGAUAAGUGAUAAUACUUCUACAUCCUCAGAUACAUCGACUGAGAUUGAAAUGUUAAGUAAGGAAAUUUUUCAAAAAAUAAACGACUUACGAGCAAAUGAAUCUCCGAAUGUUGAUAUAAGUUUCCAAUUUAGAAAUGAAACUAUUAUCGUAGAAUCUACAAAUCGUAUUAAUUUGGUUAAAAAUGAAGCUAAUUCUACAAAAAAGGAAGACCAAGAUAAUAAUAACAAGAAAAAUAAUAAGAAGUCGAAAACCCCACAGAGAAUGGGCUUUUUUGAUAGAACAAAUUUUUAUGAAAGAAGUUCUAUAUCACCUAAUAUUAUUGCAUCUCCUAUAAAGCCUGUAACUUAUCUAAGAAAAAUCUUUAUGGACAUGGAAAAGAAGAAUAAGGGUGAACAGUCUAACAUAAAUCUUUACUAAUAAAAAUUUUAAUAUAAAAUUUAAUAUAACUUUAACGUAAAAAUCUUGAAUUAUACAUAAGAUUAUAAACAAACUAAUUUUUAUAUACAAAUUAUAGAAUGUUAUACAUUAAAAUUUAAUUUUCUCUUUCAGUACGAAGUGUGAAGCAGUCGCCAAUACACAAAUUACGUCAAACCAAGGUACCAUUUAUAUCUGUAACUCCGGCAACGCCGGAACACUUAAAAUAAUUGAUUAUUAAAAAUGCUUUGGUGUUAUUUAUUGCUAUGUUAUUAUUUAUUAUUGUUAUGUAUGUUAUUAUUAUUUAAUACUGUUUAUUACAUCAUGAAUGAUGAAAAUAAAAAUAUUGUUUUACAUCCCCUUUAAUCUUUCAAAGCAAUUUUCAAUGGCUAUUAUACAUAAUCCUGUUGAAUAACCCCGACCAUGAAAAUAAGUUAAUAAGUAAGCUGAAAGUUUUAUCAGCAUAACAACCGCUACUAGAUUAUGGAAAUUAGAUACUUCACUUUUUUCCCCUAUACAUACAGAAUUACAAUAAUCAGUUACUUCUAAAUUGGACAUGAACACGAACACGAACAUGAAGUUUGAAAUUGUGUAAAGAAGAAUUUCUAGGAAAAACUAGUUUAGUUCUAGUUUUAUUGCCCCAUGACGUGGUUGUUGAAAGAUUCGAACAACACAAAUAAGAGAUUUACAAAGUUUAGAAGUCUACUGUCAAAGUAGAACACUCUACUUCUGAGUAAUUUGGCAAGAGAGUAAUUUAUCUAUCUAAAUAUUUCUAUAAAUUUUAGAGUUAUAGUUAGAGUUGUAGAGUUAUAUAGAAUUAUCUUUCUAAAUAUUUCUAUAUAUUUCUAAAAUUUAUCUAUAAAAAUUUCUACCUUUUUCAUAAAAAUAAUUCUUUCGUUAGAAGAUCAAUGGAGUUGUAAUACAAUAUCGAAACUUCCUGAUUAGAAAUAAAACGAGUUCAAUUACUCAAGUUUUCACGAUAACGGUGAAAGAACAUUGACAAGAUCGUUCGAAUAUAUUACAACAACUUCCGUUGCACAACAAGAAAGUGUUGAGUUUGUGCGGUUUAGCAGUGGAAUUACUUUCUCCGUUACGACAAUGUUGCAUACGAAUAAUAGCAAUAAUAAACAUUAUAAAAUUGUAGAGUUAAUCUUUAAAUUAAUCUUUAGACUAUUGAACAACCAUUGAAUUCAAUUAAUCAUAUCAUUGUUUCCUCUUGUCAUUGGAGUCUCUUAUCAUAAGACAGAAACCUCGUAUUAGGCCACCUGUUUUUCUUACCUGCGAAUCUUCGUUUUUAAUUUAAUAUGAAGAUACUGAUUUCUCUGUGUUACUCUGUGUUCAGACAGAUUGUAACAGAAGAGAUAUCAUAGUUUUAAAAAACUUAAGGAAAAUAUUCCUAGUCAAGAAUUAUGUUGUUUUUAAGAAAUGAGUCCCAUAUUAGGCGACUUUACUCUAUGUAUGUAAUGAAUGUUGCAACACGUUAGAUACUUAUUAGAUAAUUAUUCUUUUGUAGAAGGGAUGUUAUUGAAAAUUGAUCAUAUACGACAGAGUUAUGCCACGUAAGUAUAUCACUUGUAAAACAUAAUCAUCAACUUUCUCAGCGUAAUUGAGCCACUGUAAAAAUGUCUAAUGAAAACAUAGGACAUGGAGAAAUAUAGUAUAGUAUCAUGCUUAUUCUAAUGGCAAAAAUGUUGUAUAAAAGUUAAAUUAAAGGACAAUCAAUUCGAUAAUUUAUAAUAAAUAAAUGAUAAAUAAAUUGAUUCAUUUUUUGUUUUAUGAACAUAGAAUAUAUUUUUAUACGGAGUAUUUUAUAAUAAAAUAUUGGAUUUAAGCAUGGACUUAAUCAUGUGGUUUUAUAAUACUUUUAAUCAGAUUUAUUUCGUUAUAUUCCAUAGCUACAUAACAAUUCCAAAUUUUAUAGUUGCAAAUUGCAAGUAUGUUCAUACUUUUAUAAACAUAACUAAAGAAUUCAAAUCCCCAGUGUCUAGUAGAAAUUUAUUUCAUCUACUAAAUAUUAUAACGAGCAGUUUAAAUAUUUUACAUCCAUUUUAACAUUAUGAGUAUUCCGUAUAUUUCUGUAGCUUCAAAUUUUCCAUGAAUACAUGGACAUCCGCAACCUAGUUACAGAUGUAUUCACUUCUUCAAAUCCAACUUCCCCUGACGAAUACCUUUUCACAAAGAAUGAUGUAUCGUAUCUGCUAAAUUCGUUUUCGGGGAUUUUACUUACUCAAAUUCUCAAUUUUCAGGUUCUGGACGUACCAGACGAAAAAGACAUCAGCACAGCAGCUGUCAGGAGCGAUUGA